AUGGAUCUCGAUGAAGAGUUGUUCUCUUUUGUGUUCCAUCAUAUCUUCUUUCCCAAAAAGCUCCCACAGGAGGCCGAGGAACACUUGGCCCAGCUGGAGUACCGCAUGGUCGCAGUUAUCCAGGCUGUUCUACAAGAAUUCAUUCGAAAUCUCACACCUGAGUCACAGCCCCAAUGGGAGUUCGCUUACAAUCUAGUGGAUAGCUGGCUCCAGAUGCACAUGGACCAGGGUAUCUCACAGCAGAGUCUAGAAAUAGAGCUCUCAAAAUUGAAAUCUGCUGGGGCUCUCGCAUGCCAUAUCCGAGCUCAGAACUGUGGAUUGGUUGCCUCUUACGAUAGAGAGAAAGACGUCCUCCUCAUUGACGCUUUCGAGGUAUCUUGCCAAGAUGCACCGGUGCUUUCCUCUCCAGGGGCACUCAUACGCCACUUCCCGGGAGUCAGCGUCACACUAUCCGGGAACAAACUCAAUGACACCUUGUUCUGCUCCUAUCUGGCCUCCUCCAUCUCCCAGCUAGCAUCUGAGGAGGUUAGUGAGAUGCUGCCAAAGACCACAAAAGCCAACACAAAGGUGGAUGAGCAUCGGCAGACCACCCAUCCAGGUCUCAUAACAGAAGGGUUGAUGACGGAGCUGCUCGCACUCGGAGAACAUAAUGAACAUCCUGACAAGAUCCUGAAGUGCGUACGAGAUGAAGUCAACUGGUGCUCCGCUCUACUGCCAUGGAGGCGCUCUCCAGCUUGGCUUGUACUUCGAGUUGCCCUUCAGGUAGUCUUGCGGCGUUGCUUUUCCGAAAACGAGGACCAGGUGCAAUACAAGAAUUUCAUGCUAUUUCUCAUGGCAAGGCUUUCAGCCGGAGCCAAUAGAUAUGGAGAUCCAACCAAUGCUGUGGACUGUUGGGCAAUAAUACGUCAACGGCUUGGCCGGCGGAUCUUUAAGCUGGGACAUGACGUUUUCCCAUUUGUUGUCGAGGAAGUGAUAUCCACAAGUAACCAUUUGCUUGACAAACUGAAGUGCAUUCAGACCCAGAUCGGAGCGUCUGAUGGGGCUGAUAUUCCAUUUGUUCCACCAUCAGCCUCACCAGAAGACCUGCACAUGUCACUAGUCAACUCCAGACCCUACCUUCAAGCUAAGAUGCGUUUGUCACCCGAGAAAGCGCGAAGAACGCAAUUUGACCCAACUGAUACAAUCAACUUGAGUUGGAGCGAUGGGUUCCCCGUUCUGAAACACGGCUCGGUAGCGGCACUCGGUGAAUUUGAGGGAUGGGUCGAGGAACAUCUGCAGUCCUGGUUCGAGGCCCAGCCCACUUCAAAAUAUGAACAAGCGUGUCUUAAGAUUGAAGAUGCGAUUGAGCAAUAUUUCACACUCGCGCAGUUAAAGUAUCAGGCCGAUCCACGGGCCACGUCACUUAUGGUUUUGGUGCUGGUGGAGCUGUGGGCUGUUCUGGACAAAAUUGCUGUCCAAAUCUGUCCCCUGUUGAAGGCGUUCUCGCCGGAAGUACCCCGGAGGUUUCUCGAACCAUUAUUACUUUCUAAGAUGAGUGAAAUGAGACGAGCAAGAGAUAUAGAGCACCAUCUCAGCACACGACACGAAGGAAAGGUUGAAAAUUACCCGAGUAUCUUCAGUGAUCCAGAACCAAAUUGCUUUGGUGCUCAGUACUUUGACCGCUCUGACUAUCACCAAAAGCUCGAAGUCAGAAUUGAAAAGCACGCAACCCAACUCCGGGAGCGCAAGCGGUUGGAAUGGAAAGAUUUGCACGCGAAGUACAAAGAGCUACAAGACCAGACAGCGCAACUGGAGCAUCGGAAUCAUCAUGGCUACAUCCGGAGGCGCCGAUACGUUUCCCUGACUGCUGGUUGUGAAAAGUGUUCCAUCAUUGGCAAAGCCAAUCAACUCUCCAUUGAAGUCUACGAAUGGCCGCUGCCUCCAGAAGAUAUCGCUCGAAAAUGCGCUGUAUUUGAACUCGACAUACCCAUUUGGUUUGCUUCCUGGCGUAAUGUGACCUGGACACUGGUUGAUCACUUGCCACAAAGGCCGAGAAGCUCGACAGGCGGCGCGAUAUACAAAUGGCUCGACUACUCCGGAGUCAAUGAGUUCAAGGUAAGGCGGCACUCGAAGCUCGAGUUGGCCUCGUAUACAAAGCCCUGGGGCACUAGUCAUUAUCGGAAACAUCGCAGUGUCGAUGUGACAUUUGAGGUAGUCAGCCCAGAGAACGCGCUUCGGUUGAGGCUUCUUGACAGUAGCCAAUCUGCCUGGGUCAGCAAUCAGACCCAAGAAUCAACAGUCAAGACCAUGUGCACUAUUCAACUACCUUCCGGGCCAUGUUCCAAAUUGCAAUAUACCGUCGAUUCUACUUCCCAUCACCAGAACGAAGUUCUCGCGAGACAGGCAGACUGCGAUAGAAUGCUUGACUUAGAUGAAUUCAUUGCGUACGGAUGCCUUCGUUCUGGUGAAAAUGUGCAAUGGCAUAACAUCUUGCGGGAGCUGGCUUCUUCAGCCUUAUCAUUGAAUGAACAGUCUGUUGUCUCCCUCGUCCAGCAGACAGCCUGGGAGCUUGGAACACCAUCCUCCGAUCCGUACUCCAUUCGAAGAGUUACCCAUAGAGCCUUUGAGGAUAUUGGUUUUGGAGACCGUCUCCUUCAAACCUUGCAAGACAUACUGGAGGCUAUAGAGAGAAACUGGAACCAGUAUUGGACGCUCGAGCUUGUCGUUACACUUGCGGUCCGUAUAUUGGCUUUGUCAAAUGAAUCGCCGUCUCCUGAGAGGGUUAUCAACUUUUUGAGACAGUGCCGGCAAGUGGCAAUGGAAUGGUGUGACAGCCUGAGCAAAGCUCUUUCGACCGAUCAAGGGGAGGAUGUUGGAAGAAAGCAGCAGCUCAUACUUCGAGUUGCAUCAAUCUGUCAAACGACUUAUGAUGUCGAGCGGACUAAUAUCUCUCAAGUUAUGAGCAGCUCUCAGGACCUCUUUUGCUUUGUUCGAUCCUCGCUUCUGCUCUUUGAGAACGCAGCUUCCGAGUCUUGCGAACUUCCCGCUUCGGUCAAAACUAUGGUAGAGAACUCGCAAAAGAUCGCGUUUUUGAUAAGAGAAAGCGUGAAAAACUUGAUCAUGGCACAUCCGUCUGGACUGAAUGAAGCUAUACACCGUGGCAUCAGCUGCCUUGAGAUAUCGGAGCCCUGGAGUAUCUGCGAAGGAUCAAACGCCUGGGUAGCUACCAGAACUGGAAGUACUUUCAAAGGCUUUUCACAGCAUGUCCAUUUCAACUAUAUUACGGGGGAGAUCCUGGUAGAUGGAACCCCUCCAGGAAAGCUACCUCGCAGCUAUCUGAGUGACCCCCUUUAUCAAGGGCUUUUCGGACAGGUAAGUCUACCUGAACUAUGA
Penicillium bovifimosum is the source of this 3372-nucleotide messenger RNA. RefSeq lists its product as uncharacterized. The record is from RefSeq and is a predicted model, not a curated record. Lineage: Eukaryota; Fungi; Ascomycota; Eurotiomycetes; Eurotiales; Aspergillaceae. Bases 1 to 3372 code for a protein of 1123 amino acids. The transcript is spliced from 2 exons.